Messenger RNA from Drosophila persimilis, 776 nucleotides. RefSeq names its product biogenesis of lysosome-related organelles complex 1 subunit 1 (gene Blos1). Gene Ontology annotation, cellular component: BLOC-1 complex. The coding region runs from base 9 to 449 and encodes 146 amino acids. The record is from RefSeq and is a predicted model, not a curated record. The transcript has 2 exons. NCBI's taxonomy places the organism in Eukaryota, Metazoa, Arthropoda, Insecta, Diptera, Drosophilidae. Gene Ontology annotation, biological process: endosomal transport.
ACGGAAAAAUGUUGACUUCUAUGGUUAAGGAGCAUCAUAAGGAGCAGGUGAAGCGAAAACAAGAGCAAGAGGUGCGCAGGAAGGAGGCAAUCGAAGCGUCCAACGAACUCACACAGUCCUUGGUGGACCAUCUAAACGUGGGUGUGGCCCAGGCAUACUUGAACCAGAAGCGCUUGGACGCCGAGGCUAAGCAGCUGCAUGUAGGGGCCACGAACUUUGCCAAGCAGACCCAUCAAUGGUUGCAGCUGAUAGACAACUUUAGUGGCGCCUUGAAAGAGCUGGGCGACGUUGAGAACUGGGCGCGCAGCAUAGAGAGCGAUAUGCUAGUAAUACAACAGACUCUGGAGGUGGCCUACAAGGCUUCGCGCGCCGCCCAGGCUACAGGAGCCGGGCCGGAGGCCUCCACGUCAGCCGCCGCCGCAGCAGCAGCCAUUAAUCCCAAUCCAUAAGUAACAUGAAGACUUGCUUGAAAUCCUUAUUUAUUUAAUUUGUUUGCAUUCAAAUACAAAUAUUUACAUCUAUAUGUAUAAUAUACACUCGCAGUCACUUGCAAGACACAAGCUAAUGGUUAGUGAGUUAGUUAGCAUGCGGUGCCCUCGACAUCGGCCAGCGAGUACUUGUGGGCAAAGUAUGGAUAACAUUAUUGGUUGGUUAAUCCAACUAUCAGACCUUCAGUAGUGGCUAAUUAUUUACAAAAUUAUAAUCGCAUAAAGCCUUAAAAUAGGGCAGCGAGUGCUUAAAGGGACGAACGAACAGAAUAAAAGCGUUAAAAUUAA